ACAACGCCAUUUUGCCCUACUUCUAUCAGAGAAGAUUCAUAGUUAUCGUCAUUUUCCAUCUUUUAAACCUAAUGAAAUGUUAUUCCUUUGAUCGAAAAAUAAUCUAAAAAGCGUACUGAGAUGGCGUCGCAACCUCCCCAUACGACAACAAUUCAAAUUCCUUUUAUUUCGGGACUUAGUGUACCCACUAAUGCGACAACAGUCUUCCUUCCAAUUCAAACGUCGAAUAUAGUUCCUACUAGAAAUUUAAUACCAUCAACACCGGCACUUCUUCGAGGACCUGUAAUAGCUCCACAACUUCCGAUUAAUUUGCCCAUAAUAAACAGACUAGUACCACCUCAUCGUGGUCAGACAACUAAACCUAUUGCUCCCAAAAAUCCGAAUGCUCCACCCAAACCCAGAGUUGUUACCAGAAGCCCUCGACCUAUUACUCCCACUGUCCGAGAAGUUUUGGAACAGCAAAAAAAAAUUAGGGAAAAAGAAGGAAUGCCUGUUCAACUUGUUAUCAAUCAACAAGUUCAAUCUCAGCCUAUAGGUACUCAGGUUCAAUAUAUGCAAAUGCAACUUGGUUCUCUAUUACCUGCUACACAAAGAAAAAUUGCACCAAAAACUGUAUCCAGUUUAGGAGUUCCAACACCGAUCACUGUUCACUCAAGAUCACCUUCUAAAUCACCUAUGAAACAAGAAACAACUAUUCAAUUGGAAGCUACCUCCGAAAACCCUGUAAAAGAAAAUGAUAGUAUCUCAUCAGAUGACUCUCUCUGUAAAUUGACAGAAGACUUUGAUAAGGAGCAAAGCGUAGGUGACACAAGCGAAGCAAAGAACGAUAUGGAAGAGGAGGAGGAUGAAGAUGAGGAGGAAGAAGAAAUGAAGUGUAAAAAUGAGACUAAUAACGAAGCAGAAAUGGAAGAUUUUCAAGCAUCAGAUGAAUUUGAAGAGAUAGAAUUUCAAUGGGGUGAUUACCUUGAAAUUACUGACUCGAAACAAGCAGAUGAUGACUGUUUUGAGCAUGUUCAGAAUAGUUUAUCGUCUUGUGUUAAGGCAGGAAUGAUUGUUGAAGUUGAACAUGGAGAACAAAAAUAUUGGCCCGCAAGAAUUCAAAUAGUUGCCGGACCAGUUCUCAAUAUGAGAUAUAUUGGAGCUAAUAGUAGUAAUAAAGAGUUAUGGUUAAAGCCUAGCCAAGUCCAUCCCUUAAAUUGGGGAAAAAAUAAUGAUAGUUACAGUAGAGAACCUCCAGAAGAUAUUAAAGAGAAUAGAGAAGAUUGGGAUGAAUUUAUUGAAAGAGAGUUAGAUGGUGCUGGUACACCUUUAGAUUACGUAUUUGAGAGUGAUAGCGGAACUACUGCCAUAGAUUUUGUAAGAAAAGGACAAUUAUUGGAAGUUCAGCACUACAAAUGUUGCCCUCUGAUCUGGCCUGUAAGAGUUAUACGAAAUGUUGGAGGAAGGCUCCUUUUACGAUUUGUGGGAACAGGACCUACUGAAGAUGAUGAGAGUGAACAUGGCGAAAUUCCGAAAUAUAAGUCUGAUUUUUGGCUCUUUUUUUUACAUUAUCGCCUGCAUCCUGUUGGUUGGGGAAAGGAGAAAGGUUUAGAGUACAAACCUAUUCCAGAAAUUGUAGAUCAACACAAAUCCGAAGAAUGGAACGAAAUUCUGAACAACUGUUUUAGCGAAGCCGAAAAAAACCCCCCACCUAUUGAUCUCUUCAAUCUUCAGAGGGAAGUGCAAAGUCAUACUUUUCAGAAGGGGGAUAAAUUGGAAGCAAUGCAUCCCAACCGAAGAUGUUCUUUUCAUCCCGCCACAAUAGCUGAAGUUUUGGACGAGUACUUUUGCAUAGUAGAGUUAGAUGAUUAUGAUGGUGAAGAAAUUGUCCGAAUGUGUUGUCAUUCCGGUAGUUGUAAUAUAUUUCCUGUUAAGACUUGUGAAACAAAUGGAAUUAAGAUUAAAGCUCCUAAAGCUUCAAAAAAUCCAGAAUUUAAUUGGGAUGAAUAUUUAGAAAAAACGGGGUCAAAAGCAGCUUCACCUGACUGCUUCUUAAAUAAAUUUAUUGAAAAUGUUAAGUUUGCUAAAGGGGAUAAGUUAGAAGUAGUACAUCCAGAAAAUCCUGAUGUCAUAAGCCCGGCAACGGUUAGUUUGGUUGUUCAGAAAUUGUUAUUUCUUCAUUUGGAUAGUGAGACAUCGAAAACAAACGAGUUUGUGAGGGCAGCAAGUUCCAUGGAUAUUUUUCCUGUUGGAUGGUGUGAUAGUAAUGAUUAUCCCCUGGAAUUACCUCACAAAAGUCGUCUAAGAGUAAAAGUAAAGCGUAAUUUGGACACUGAAACCGGUCAAGAUAGAUCAGAAAAUUAUUCGGAUGAGCACAGUCAAGAUGGCUCAUGUCCAAAAAUCUAUUUCAAUCAUCAAUGUUUCUCGGGACCAUUCUUGAAUAAAGGCCAACUUUCGAUGCUACCUAAAUCGUUAGGGCCUGGACCAAUUGAACUUGUUUUGACUGAAGUGCUGAGCAAAUUAAUAAAUGUAGCUUACAAACCAUCCUUUGUUUUACGACUAUUCAGCCUACAAGACCAACCUAACCCUAAUAUGAAACUUGUUUCAUUGAAAGCAAAGUAUAAAGGAAGACAAUAUAGAGCUAGUGCAGAAAUCUGUAGCUCUGCCAGUCAGGUAAUUAAUGUAUCAAAGAAAUGAAAUCUUUUAAUAAUAUUCAUAUAUUCAAUAGCUUGAGGAAUUCUGCAAGCAAAUAUGCAUUAAGAUAGAAAGCUGUCCUAAUUUAUUUUCACCAAAUUUUGUAAAUGGCCACUGUCCUGAAAAAUGCUCUCAGUUUACAAAAAACAGAUACAUGGAUUACAAAUAUGGAAAAAAGAAGAAGAAGAGGAUAGGCCGUCCCCCAAAUACGCUGUCUUUACUUGUUGAUUCUAAGGAACGACGAGGAAAAUUUGGAGGAAGGAAACCAUUUGGUACAAUUGAAAAGGCACCAAUAAAAACUGAAACACAGGAAGAAGAAAUAGCCAUAAAAGUAGCUCCUCUCGGUAAAAGAAAAAAAAGGAAGACAACUGAGUUCGAAAUUUUAUCCCCCUCAAUGGAAGAAGAUGAAAAUUUUGAAGGAAGCCUUCAACUUAAGGAAGAGAACCUGGAAACAGAGAUAAAAAAGAUGAAAGAAGAACCAAAAGUUAAGCCAACUUUAAAAAAGCCUGAACCUAUUUUAACUUCUGACAAGCUUUUGCUAGAAAGCGAUCCUAUAAAGUGGACUGUCGACGAUGUUGUUAAUUUUAUGACUGACAAUGAUUGUAAAUACGUAGUACCUUUUCUACGGGAGCAGGAAAUUGACGGCCAAGCUCUACUACUUCUAAACCUGCAGACCGUUCAGGAUUUUCUACCAAUAAAAUUAGGACCGGCCGUAAAAUUUUGCCACCAAAUCGAAAGACUGCAACGAGCUUUCGUACAGCAAUUUACUUAAGAUCGUCUUUCUUCUAAUGCUAUGCAAAAUAUUAUGAAUAUUACAUACAGUGAAUUUUCUAAUUUUCUAAUUUUCUUAUGAAAGAGGAUGCGUAUGACUAGUCAAAAAGUUGUUGGUUUUUUUCAAAUAAAUGGUUCUAAAUGUUUCCAAAAUGAUCUUUUCAAAGCCUUUCAGUAACGAAGAAUGAAUUGUUUAAGUACUCGUAUUUAUCUUUUAUCCAAGUCUUAAUGAAAAUCGCACUAUACGCAACACAGUGUAUUAACA
This is a messenger RNA of Dimorphilus gyrociliatus, 3709 nucleotides long. The record is from the annotation of a GenBank genome assembly. Lineage: Eukaryota; Metazoa; Annelida; Polychaeta; Dinophilidae.